AUGAUGACGACCGCAACGCGGCGCGCUAAAAUUAUUACGCAUACACUCGGUUUCCCUCGCUUUGGUGUGCAGCGCGAGCUGAAGGGUGCAUUGGAAAGCUACUGGAGUGGCGCGGUUACGGAGGAUAAUCUGAGGGAAACGGCGAGAGAAGUGAGAUUCCGUCACUGGCGGCAACAGAUGGAGCGUGGCGUUGACAUGAUCCCCGUAGGUGACUUCCACUGGUAUGAUCACGUUCUCAGCACAAGUCUCAUGCUCGACAAUGUGCCACCACGGCAUCGAACCAGAAACGGUUCCAUCAAUAUCGAUACCCUUUUCCGUGUUGCUCGCGGAUACACCUCUAGUGGUAAGUCAGUGGAUGCAUCUGAAAUGACUAAGUGGUUCAACACCAACUACCACUACAUCGUGCCGGAGUUUACGUGCCCUACACAAACCUUCAGUUUCGCUUGGAAUCAGCUGAUUGAAGAGGUGGAAGAACUGCUAAGUUUAUGGGGGCCUUCAAGAACGAAACCCGUUAUUUUGGGCCCCGUUAGUUACGUGUGGUUGGGGAAAGUAAAAGGUUGUGAGUGGUUUGAUCGCCGGUCCCUUCUACCUCGCAUUGUGCCGGUAUACGCGGAGGUGUUGAGGAAACUUGCCAAGAGCGGGAUUCAGUGGGUGCAGUUGGAUGAACCCGCGCUAGUGUUGGACCUGGAGCAAGAUUGGCUGGAUGCAUUUGAGGCCACAUACAAGGAACUGCGCCGACAAGCCGGUAAUGUGCCAAAAUUGCUGUUGACAACCUAUUUCGAUAGCGUCGGUCAUAACAUGGACGUUAUUAACUGCUUAGCGGUGGACGGGCUGCAUGUGGAUGCCGUUGCGGGUGAUGACGAUCUCGUAGAGGUGGAAAAGAGGUUGCCCGCCUCAUGGGUGCUUUCCGCUGGUGUUAUUGAUGGUCGCAAUGUGUGGAAAGCAAACCUUCAUCAAAUCUACGAGAGGUUGGCAGCCCUUCGUAACGCGGCACCGGCGCGUGCGCUAUGGAUUGGGACAUCUUGCUCCCUUCUGCACUCCCCAAUUGACGUAGGCUGUGAAGUGGGGAUGGACGAAGAAAUAAGGAACUUACUGGCGUUUGCUCUGCAGAAAUGUGAUGAGAUGAACCUUCUUGCUGACGCUCUAAAAACAGAGGAAGGAGGAAGCCAUUUGGUGGAGUACAGUUCACUCCUGCACCAACGGGAGGUACCCGGCGGUGCGAUAAAUGAGGAGGCACGAAAGCUUGCAUCGGAGCUGAACGCCAAAGAUACCGAACGGUCGCUUCCCUACUCAAAACGUGUUGAAGUGCAGCGAAGCUUAAUAAAGCUUCCAUUGAUUCCGACAACUACGAUUGGCUCUUUUCCACGCACAUCCGAGAUACGCAGCCAGCGUUUGUCAUUCAAAACCGGUCUAGUUGAUGAAGCGACAUACAAGCAGCAGAUGAAAGAUAACAUUAAACACAUAGUGGCUGAGCAAGAGGCGAUCGGCCUGGAUGUAUUAGUUCAUGGUGAACCGGAGCGCAAUGACAUGGUUGAAUAUUUCGCGGAACUCCUGAGUGGCUUUGUUUCUACGGCGAAUGGCUGGAUUCAAAGUUACGGCUCUCGGUGCGUAAAGCCACCCAUCAUAUACGGUAACGUGAGUCGACCUACUGCAAUGACACUGGAGUGGCUGACGUACGCACAGUCUCUCACACAAAAGCCAGUGAAGGGCAUAUUAACGGGUCCAGUAACGAUCCUUAGCUGGUCGUUUGUCCGAGAAGACCUGCCAAGAAGGGAAGUUGCACGUCAGGUUGCACUGGCAUUACGUGAAGAAGUUGAUGACCUUCAGAAUGCGGGUAUACGUCUGAUCCAAGUGGAUGAGCCCGCUCUGCGUGAAGGACUGCCGUUACAAAGAAGAAAGCAGCAGGAGUACCUAAAGUGGGCCACUGAGGUGUUUAAGCUUGUUGUGGCGGUCGCACGACCGGAAAUACAAAUACACACUCAUAUUUGCUACAGUGAAAUACACGAUAUUGCUGGGGCCAUCGCGGCAAUGGAUGCCGAUGUUAUUUACUUUGAGGCCACGCGCUCCGACAUGGAACUACUGAGGGUAUUUGAUUCUUUCACAUACCUCAACGGAGUGGGGCUCGGUGUGUAUGACGUCCACAGUCCAAAUGUUCCCAGUGUGGAGACGAUUGUGCAGCGACUGGAAGCAUCUGCUGAGCGGAUUCCACUCGAGCGGUUGUGGGUAAAUCCUGACUGUGGACUGAAAACACGCGGGUGGAAGGAGACGGGGGUAGCGUUACGUAACAUGGUGGAAGCGACUAGGCAGUUCCGUGAACGAGUGAAGCGGCACUUUACUGUGCACUAG
Molecule: messenger RNA, 2346 nt
Organism: Trypanosoma brucei brucei TREU927
Lineage: Eukaryota; Euglenozoa; Kinetoplastea; Trypanosomatida; Trypanosomatidae
Product: 5-methyltetrahydropteroyltriglutamate--homocysteine S-methyltransferase, putative
Exons: 1
Coding region: 1-2346 (781 amino acids)
Molecular function (GO): 5-methyltetrahydropteroyltriglutamate-homocysteine S-methyltransferase activity; zinc ion binding
Source: RefSeq, a predicted model, not a curated record